AAGUUGAGUCUUAGCUCUGCACUCAAAAUGGACAAUUGGGAAAGCUGAAAAGUAACGGACUUGACGGUUGGGAGAUUUCAACAGGAAAAUUGUCUGGCAGCCGCUGUCAAAUUUCCAACCGAGAGCAGAUUGUAGAUUAUUUGUCUUUGGAGGAUACAAACUGCAAAAAUGGUGGCAUAUCUUUUGUCGAGACUCGUUGUACUGGUGUUUGGAACCCUGUAUCCAGCCUAUUACUCCUACAAGGCAGUCAAGACGAGAAAUGUCAAAGAAUAUGUCAAAUGGAUGAUGUAUUGGAUAGUUUUUGCAAUAUUCAGUUGUGUGGAAACAGUAGCGGACAUAUUUGCUUCAAUACUACCGUUUUAUUAUGAAAUAAAGAUUCUUUUCAUAUUUUGGCUGAUCUCACCAUGGACAAAAGGCUCUACAUAUCUGUAUAGAAAAUGCAUUCAUCCUGCAUUAAGUAAAAAAGAACAGGAAAUUGAUGAAUACAUAAACCAAGCCAGUAAAAGGGGCUACGAAGCUCUGAAACGAGUAGGACGCAACGGAAUGACGCUGGCCGCCAACGCUGUUAUGACUUCUGCAAUCAAGGGACAAUCCUCACUGCUGGAUCAGCUGAAGGUGUACUCCGGGAUCGCAAUGGCUGCAGGAACAAUGGAAGAACAGAAGAGGUUGCCACCUCCAGAAACCGACUCACAAGAAGAAGAGGAGGUGGUCAUCAUGGACAAGAGUAAAAGGGGUGCAAGGUCACAGCAGGACGAGUCUGAUCUUGGCACACUGCUCACACCAGAAUUACAUGAACUCGACUACGGUGCAUCGACGCAUGGAGAUCUUCUACAGAGCUUGGAUAAACUAGAUAACAGGUUACGAGAGGAAAAAGAACACGAACAUUACCUCCGCAGCAGUGAGUGGGGCCAUGAAGACAUCCAUCAUCAACCGGACAAUGAUUGGGACGAUAGACCUGACAAGGAUCUGGAAUACCUGAUCUCGGACCAGUACCAUGGUCUACCCCCACAGCCCAAGCCCAGAGCCAAGCCCAGGUCCCCGCCCAGGAAGAAACCGACCCCUCCCUCGCACCCGAUAGACCAAGACAGUGAGAGCAGCGACGUGGAGAGGCCGGCCACGCUACGGAGGUCCACCUCACUCCGGUCGUCCAACAGGUCCAGCAGGUACUCGUCUUCUGAAAACUUGGCUACCUCGAGAGGGCGGUACGCGUCGACGGAGAAUCUAACCAAGAGGCAGUUGAAUCGUAGGCAAGAGAUGAUGACCAGAUCCCUCCGUCAUUCCACUCGGCAAUCUUCAAACCGGGACUCCCAAGAAAGACGUUCACCCUCCCACCAGAAGUGAAGCACCUUGCCCCCCUUUCCCCUCUCACAUCGAAGACACUAGAAAUCAUUUCUGUACUUACAUAACGUAUUUGGGAUCUGAACGAUAAGGCUCUGACGAUAAAUGUUGAAUCGUGGUACUUGUGAAACAUAAUUCAGGUUCUUUUUGAUAUCUCCCAAAAGGAUAGAAAUGAUGUCUGUACUCGAAUGUCAGCAAUGUUUUAGAAUGGCAAGAACGAAAGGUCCAACCUGAAAUCUAAAUGCAGAUAUUGUGUGUUAUGACACAUUUGAAUCAAAAGUGAUAAUCUUGAAGCCUCCCCUCCUACCUUGAGUGACGAAAGAUAGAAAUGUUCACCGCGUUAUGGUUUCUUGAACAUUCAUUCAGAUAUGAUUCUGCUUCACAUCUAAGUGUAAUGGAUCUAUGCCUUCAUGCUAGCAUGUUUUUUAUUUGUUGUGAAAUGAUUUCUGUACUUGGGUUAUGUUACAACAGUAAGAUUCUUGCGGAAAUGGUUUACGGUAAAAGUCCUGGAAAGGACGUAGAGAAAGUAGGUAGGAGUGGAGGUUAGAUAGGGGAGAGAGUGGAGGUUAGAAAGUAAGAUUCUCGACAGUGUGAGUUCUCCUACAAGUGAGAUUCCCAGCUUUAUCUUUUGAAUUCCAGAUAAAACAACAUGAUUUCAUUUGAAAAGAAAGGAAGUCAUUUCUGUAUUUUAAAUGUAACAACAAUCAGAAGUUGGGUGUAAUGGACAGUGUAAUGUCUCCAUAGAUUAAUGGAUUUUUACGAAGCUAUUGCCAGUGAUCAUCACUGAAAUGUGUUAAUCUACGAAUUGCUAGAAUCCUUGCAUCUGAUUGGAGGAGAGCAAAAUCGUCACGGAAAAUGACUGAUAAAUGAAAUGCUCCUUCGGCACUCCUCUGGGGGAUGUUUCACACAGAUUCAAGUCUGACUAAAAAUUGCAUUUAAAUUCCCCAUUGCGUGUGGUAUAUAUUGCAUUGCUUUAUUAAACUUCAAUAUAUUAUGUGCUCUAUUGCAUAUAUUCUUCAAUGUGAUAUGCACCGCACAUUCAUGCUUGAGUAUCGCAUUUAAUCAGACUUUUCUCGUGGUCAAACAGCCCCCUUGUGUUGCUUUAAUACUCUGAGCCACUCUUAGGGAAUACAUCUUCUAUCAAGAAAUUAUUCUUUCAUGGAGGAUGUAAACAUCUUUACUCCAUUAGUGUGGAGUUACAUGAUGAUGACUGGAGAAAUAUGGUCACUGGUGAACAAGUAAUAUGUACUUUUGUGGUCUGUGGAUUUGUUUCCAAUCUAUGGUGUUUUGCUGAAGAGGACAACUCUAUUCUAUGAUUUCAUAGAGAUGUCUAAUAUGUACUAUGGGUAUGGAUGAUGUGAUAGCAGGAUUCUGUCUGUACCAUAGCUAUUAUUAGGUCUGUACUUAAAACAGUCCAUCACCAAAAAAAAAUGAGAAAGAGUGGAUGUUUUAGGUGCCCUUUUGAUGAAUAUUUUUCAUUUUUGUUUUUAUGAUUCUCGUAUGAUUGAAAGAUCAGUCGUUUUUAACUCCCUCCCCAAUUUGAAUUCAAUAUUAUUUUCUUAGAUAUUUUGAGAUAUUUCUUUGAGAUAGGGCUUGCCAAUGAACUGGGAGCUUGGAAGAAAGUCGCUAAUUUAUGAUCAAGUGACAGUCUCUUAUUAGCCAAUCAGAAUCAACCUUUCUAAUGAAUCCAUUUAAGGGGAAGCUUUUCAUUGGCUGAUGCUGAGGGGACUUAAUUGUAAACUGGUCUUGAUAUUAACCUUGUCUUGGUGACUUGUAAUAGUAUUGUUAUUUGACUUGUUUCUGUAGCCACACGAUUCGUUUGAGAAUCUUUGAAAAAUCAAAUUGAGAUAAGUUGAAUGUCAGAAUUAGUUAUUGAAGAAUGUAGAUGGAGAGAUAAAUUUGUCUUGGUUUUCUCUUCCUAAAACAGAUGCACUCUGUCAGGCACUUUGUGGAUCAAAUGCUAAUAUUGAGGUCAGGUGGAAUUUAUUGAGAUUUGAGAUUAGAAUGUAAUGGGAUUGAAUGUAAAUGUUGAGGGUAGUUUUGAUUAAUUACUGAUGAGGUUAAAAUAGAGGUUUAACUGUAAUUUUUCACUUGGAUGUCAUUACAUAUGAAUGUUAGAAAGACUGAUAAAACAUUGAUGGACUUCGGAUGGGAGUUUUUUAAAAUAAUUAUUAUUUUCAUUAUUUAAAAAAAAUUAUCAUGCCAUCGCUUUGCACAGUAUGCACACAAUUAUUUUGAUAUGGCUUGUUUAAACUCAUACACCUUGAGCAACAAAGCAAAUUAUUUCAGGGUACUUCAAAGUUAAAAAUAUUGAUCGUGAAAUCACUGAGAUGUCUGAUUUAAGAAUAUGUUAUGAAUUGAAACCUUUUUUUUUUUGGCUGUUGAUUAUUUGUAUUACCUCAU
This is a messenger RNA of Lytechinus variegatus (green sea urchin), 3741 nucleotides long. Its product is annotated as receptor expression-enhancing protein 3-like. Gene Ontology annotation, molecular function: microtubule binding. Gene Ontology annotation, cellular component: endoplasmic reticulum membrane; cytoplasmic microtubule; endoplasmic reticulum tubular network. NCBI's taxonomy places the organism in Eukaryota, Metazoa, Echinodermata, Echinoidea, Temnopleuroida, Toxopneustidae. The transcript is spliced from 8 exons. The record is from RefSeq and is a predicted model, not a curated record. Gene Ontology annotation, biological process: endoplasmic reticulum tubular network organization. Bases 169 to 1341 code for a protein of 390 amino acids.